AUGCUCGCGCGCAGGACGCCCCCGACGAUCUCGACGCGGCCGCCCAGCUCCAAGACGCUCGGGAAGGCGCUCGAGAGCCCCAGUGGCAACAACCAGCAGCACAGUAACAACGCCAACCAUGCCGGACGCCCCGCUCCGCUCGGCCAGAUCGACGCCAACCACCUGCAGGUCGGCACCAAAGUGUGGGUGGCCGACGCCAAAGUGCUCUGGCGGAUCGGCGAGGUGCAGAGCAUCGCCGACGACCGCAAGACGGCGCAGGUCUACCUCCCUGAUGCUGCAGACGACCAGGUGCAGACCCUGCGCAUGGACCAGCUCGUCACCUUCGACGCGUCGCACAUUGUGGAUCACGCGGACGUGGCGCUUAUGAACAACAUGCACGAGGCGCCGCUGCUCAACGUGCUGCGCCAGCGCUUCGAGCGCGACGAGAUUUAUACCUUCACGGCGGAUAUCCUGCUGUCCAUCAACCCGUACAAGUCCAUCCCGCUGCUCUACGACGUCGUGGGCUUUAUGAAGAGCCGCGAAGAAGCUGCCACCGCCACGGGGGACGGUUCUACCAGCGACAGCAGCGCACCACCUCACUUGUUCUCCAUCGCUGAGAAGGCCUACACAGGCAUGAAGGGCGUCGUUCCUGGGUCUGGAACCCCGCAGUCGAUUGUCAUCAGUGGAGAGAGCGGCGCCGGUAAGACCGAAGCCUCCAAGUACAUCAUGAAGUACCUCGCCACUGCGAGCAAACACGCCGCCAGCUCUAGUACAGUCGCUGCAGGCGUCCACGAACAGAUCGAGGAGUGCGUGGUGCUCUCCAACUUGAUCCUCGAGUCGUUCGGCAACGCCAAGACGUCGCGCAACGACAACUCGAGCCGCUUCGGCAAGUACAUCCAGAUCCACUACAGCAGCGAAGGGCGCAUGGCGGGCGUGUCCAUCCGCCACUUUUUGCUGGAGAAGACGCGGCUCGUGCGACCGGAAGUGAACGAGCGCAACUACCACAUCUUCUACCAGUUGCUGGCGGGUCUCGACACUCUGACAACCUCGUCGUCGGACCCUUCGGACUCGGAUCGACCCUUGUUGCUGCAGAAUGACGUGUGGAACUACACGUAUCUGACGCGUGGAGACUGCGUCGAGGUGGACGGAGUGGACGAUGCCACCGAGUUCGAGCAGCUUCGUCGGUGUCUCGAGCAGCUCGGAAUGGACAACGCCAGCUUCCAACGCCCUAUGUUUGAAGUGCUUGCAGCCAUCUUGCACCUCGGUAACGUGCAGUUUGAGAGCCCCACAACGCAGGACGACACAAAUGGAGACGAUAGUCGCGAGAACGACCCAACACAUGUCGUGUUCCCAGAGAGCGACGCUGGAGUGAACUUGGAGCACGUUGCGAUGCUGUUGGGUGUCGAUGCCGCCGAGUUCGCGAACAAAAUGGUGACGCAGACCACCGUAACUGGUCGUGGCAGUAUCCUCGAGAUCAAGCUCACACCGGAACAGGCCAAGAAUGCCAUGGACGCCUUCUGCAAGUACCUGUACGGCGAGCUCUUCCACCACGUGAUCACACGCAUCAACGCCUGCGCCAAGCAGCAGACGUCUCUGAUCCCCACAACGGACAAAAAGACGCCAAAGUCUCGUGUCCAAGGCGGUGCAACAGCGCCCACGGUAGCUCCAUUCAUCGGCAUCCUGGACAUUUUUGGCUUCGAGGUGAUGAAGCGAAACAGCUUGGAGCAGUUGUGCAUCAACUUCACGAACGAGACUCUGCAGCAGCAGUUCAACAAGCACGUAUUCGUGCUGGAGCAGGAGCGAUACGCCCGAGAAGGCAUCGCGGUGUCCCCCGUGGAAUUCCAGGACAAUCAGCGCUGCCUGGACCUCAUUCAGAAGCCUCCUCUCGGACUUCUGCCUCUGCUCGAGGAGCAAAUGCUGCUCAAGCGCAAGACCACGGACAAGCAGCUCCUCACGAUCUACCACGGGAACCACCUCGAAAAGCACCCGAGCUACGCGAAGCCACGCUUCGAGUGUGACGAGUUCAUCAUCCGCCACUACGCGGGCGAUGUCGUCUACGAUAUCCACGACUUCAUCGCUAAGAACACCGACAACCUGCACGACGACCUGCUCGACUUACUGCGUCGCAGUUCCCAGCCGCUACUGCAAGCCAUGUUCAGUGCUCCAGUCGCAGCUUCACUUGGUGGCGCUGCAACUAAACGCGGUGGCCCGACCACACCGACAGGGGCGAUGCACAAGCGCACACAGAGUGCGUCUCUCACUGGUACAACAACCGUGUCAAGUCGCUUCCGCACGCAGUUAGCUGAGCUCAUGGAAGUUCUGUGGAGCACGACGCCCAGCUACAUCAAGUGCAUCAAGCCGAACAACCUCAAGUUCCCCGGCGGAUUCAGCUGUGAGCUCGUACGUGACCAACUCACCUACAGCGGCGUGCUGGAGGUGGUUCGAAUCCGACAGGAAGGGUUCCCAAUCCGUAAGCAGUACAGUGUCUUCUACGAGCUCUUCUGGUCGCUGGCGAUCGCGAAGUAUGGUGUUGCUGCUACGCGAAACAAUCCUGGUAAGAUGCGAGAAGCCUGUGAGUUCAUCGCUCGCGAGUGGCUCAAGGACAAGGAGCUCGAAAGUGAAGAGCCCUUGAAAGAAGACGACGAAUCACCCGAGACCGAGAAAGACGAGACUGAGCCAAAGCCCCCGCGCGCGCCGGCUCGACAAAUUUUUGCCAUGGGCAAGAACGAGAUCUUCCUUCGCUACGGCCAGGUGGAGAGGCUUGAGGGUUCGUUGGCCACGAUCCGACAAGAAAGUAUCGUGGUUCUGCAGUCCAAACUGGUUCGUGCUCGACUCGCGUUCAAGAAGUUUCACAAACUGCGUCGAGCAACGGUUAAGUGGCAGGCGCUAUGGCGUAUGCGAGUGCAGCGAGCGAAGUAUCUGAAGCAACACCGAGCCGCUAUCAGAAUCCAAGCGCAGUUCCGAUGCUUCCAGCUCACCACUUUGUUCCAGAAGAAGAAGCGCGCCGCUUGUAUCAUGACGCGAGUGUCGCGUCGAUACGUGACGCGUUGCAACUUCCUGCGAUUCCUCAAGGCUACGCGAGCAGCGACUGAGAUCCAGCGUCACGUGCGAGGGUUCAUGCUGCGCACUGCCGCGGAGCGUGAGCGGAAGUUGCGGCUUCGAUCGACGCUGAAGCUGCAGUCGUGGCAGCGCAUGCAUGCUCAUCGUCGAGCUUUCUUGGCCCAGCGACGUGCAGCCAUCCGUAUUCAAACCAGGUACCGGGCUCGGACCCAGCGCCGGCGGUUCCUGCUCGAGAAGAAAGCCGAAAUUGUGCUGGCAGCCUUUGUGCGUCAGUUCUUGCAGCGAAGACGCUUCAAAAAGCUCAAAGUUUGCAUCACAAAGACCCAGGCGUUGGUGCGGAAGUGGGAAGCUCGCCGACGUUUUGUCACGCUGAGGUCUGGGGUGGUUUGCAUCCAGAGCCAACGCCGUCGGCAUGCUGCUCGACGCGUAUUUGUUGUCCGGAAGGCUGCGGUGGCUCGCCUUCAGCACGCCAUGGUUGGAUGGAUUGCUAGAUGUCACUACCUCGCGUUGAGGCGGAGCACCCGAACGCUGCAGUACUGCGUCACCAGUUGGCUGCUAUGUCGACAAUUCCGACGCGCGCGCAAAGCCUCAAGGCGGAUUCAAAAGACAUGGCGUUCGCACAGUCGACGAGUGAAGUGGGAGGCUGAGGUGGCUAGCGUGUUUGUUAGCCGCAGUGUAAACGGGACAAGCACCAUCGCACCAGGCAGCGGCUCGACAUCUUGGACCCAGCACACGCGCAUGGAGGACUCAGACCGCAGGAUGGCUAAGCUGCGCAGCCAGCCGGACGUCUACUUUGUAUUGCAGCCGCGCGCCUUCGGGUAUAACUCGCUGUUCCAUGAGGCUGCUGCAUGCGGGGACUUCCACGUCGUCAAGUACAUGCUCCAAGAGCGCUCCAGUGAAGAGCUGCUCUCGCUCAAGAAUGGACGGGGCUUCACAGCCUUCCACGAAGCUUGCGCCAAUGGCCAGCACACGAUGGUAAAGUAUUUGGUGCUGCAAAUGACAGCAAUGACAGCUACUGGAGCGCGAGAAAAUACCCCAUCGACCCCGAAGGCACUCGAGCAGUCCACCAAGGCGAACUCAACCGAUGGGCCCGAAGCGAAGGAGACCAAUGCAACAGCUUCGUCGUCUGAUGAGGUUGGCAACCAGCAAGAAGAGGAGCCUUCAAGCAGAAUUCCCGAGCGAACGAUUGUCUACAGCGGAUUUCUUCGGAAACGACGGGAGACAUCACGGUGGAUGAAGCGAUUCGUGGUGCUCAGCGUGACUGCCGACAAACAGGACCACCCGCAACUCGAGUACUAUCCAAACGAUCGCAAGUUGACGUUGGCUGGACCCAGUUCCCUGCAGAUCGACUUGACCACAGCGUUGCUCAAGACGAGUGUGGACCUGCCUUUUGCGUUUGAACUGCACUCCCCGCAACUGCUUGGUGGGCGCAACAAGGAAGGUCGGCUUUACUUCGCGGCAUCAGGAGCCCUUGAGAUCCAGUGCUGGCUUGCGCACUUCCGUAACAUCAUCCCCAGCAGCAUCGAGUCCCGUGUGUUUGCCAUGCAUCGGUCUGCUCAGAACAGCAAGCUCGAGUUUGUCGACUUCAAGGCUCGCCAGGAGGCUUGCAACUUGCGAAGUGAGUCGUCGCGACAGGAGACACCACUGCACUUGGUCGCCAGCUGCAGCAGUCUUGUGAUUUUGGCGGCGAUUGAUGACGACACCGACAACAACAAGAGCAGCACCACCAGUGAGAUUCAGCUUGACGUGACCACAGCAGCAGCUAGCUCCAGCUCGAAGUCCAAAUCCUUGUUAGACGCGGAGCUUGAGCUGGUGAAGACAGCGCAGUGGCUACUGGAGAAUGGAGCCGAUGUCAAUGCGAUGACAACAAGACAAGAAACACCGUUGCAGUUCGCACUGCAGGCUGGACACUUGAUGCUGGCGAAGCUGCUGCUAGACCGCGGGGCUCUUGCUUCAAAUCUGUCAGAGCCGCAACUGGUAUUUGUGCGCUGCUUGAAGGCUGAAUUGGCGAAGACCGCCAUCACUAGCAUCUCUUCAGCGGCGUGCACAUCUGUAGGAAUCUCACACGCGCCCCAGCCACCUUCGAACCCGCUGUUGGCGGCGGGAAGUGCUCUCCUCAAACGACCCAACAAGUUGACGCGGCGCUUGAGUGCGAGCGAAGAAGAACUCCCAAUGCUCUUUCUGGUCAAGCAGCCUGGCAAAGUGCGGCACAGCUCGUACGUGUCGCUUUUUGUUGAGCUCAUUGCACUGAGCGACGCGGCAUUGAUCGGCGCUCGGCGGCCACGGAUAGUUAUCUCGGUGAUGGACGGACAGCGCAACCUCGUGGAAAUGAGGCAGCAGGUGUCCGUGCAGCCUGUAGCGUCUUCCAACGCCCUACUCUGGGGGUUCACUUGGCACAUGCAGACACCGCUGGAGAACUUGCCACACGGAGCCUGCGUCGUGCUUGAGUUCGCCACCACCAGCACCUCGUCGGUAUCACCAACAAACGACGGCCCCACGUCUCCAACGCUUGGCGCGAGCGUGCUCGUACCCGAAUGCUGGACGUACCUGCAAGUGGACCAGCGCACAGCCAACAGCACCGCUCUCACCGCUGAGAUGUACAAGUACCCAGUGGACUUGUCAUCUCACAACACUCUGCACCGCGCCGACGCGUUCCUGUCCGGUGAGAUGUUGAUCUCCCAAGCUCGAGCCACGUAA
Phytophthora sojae is the source of this 5736-nucleotide messenger RNA. RefSeq lists its product as hypothetical. Gene Ontology annotation, molecular function: ATP binding; microfilament motor activity; actin filament binding. Gene Ontology annotation, cellular component: myosin complex; cytoplasm; vesicle. The record is from RefSeq and is a predicted model, not a curated record. NCBI's taxonomy places the organism in Eukaryota, Oomycota, Peronosporomycetes, Peronosporales, Peronosporaceae. The transcript has a single exon. The coding region runs from base 1 to 5736 and encodes 1911 amino acids. Gene Ontology annotation, biological process: actin filament organization; vesicle transport along actin filament.